Messenger RNA from Ilex paraguariensis (yerba mate), 927 nucleotides. The record is from the annotation of a GenBank genome assembly. Lineage: Eukaryota; Viridiplantae; Streptophyta; Magnoliopsida; Aquifoliales; Aquifoliaceae.
CAUUGUAAGAGAUGUGAACAUCUUCCACCUCUCGGGAAACUACCCUUCCUCAAGGUUCUUUCUAUUAUUGCAAUGGAUGCUUUGGAGGAAUUGACAACAGUUGAUAGAGGAGAAUGUUUUCCUUGUUUACGGGAAUUAUACAUCCGUCAAUGUCCCAGGUUGACUGAAUUUCCUUGUCUUCCAUCACUUGGGAGAUUAAGCAUAGGAAACAGCAAUGAGAUGGUAUUAAGGUCGGUGAUGGAUCUCACUUCACUUUCCUGGCUUCAAAUAUCUUGGUUUGAUGGGUUGGAGUUUCUUCCAGAUGGACUGCUUCAAAAUCACAAGGUUCUUGAGUCCCUAUGGAUUAGAGGACUACGCAAUCUCAAGACUCUGUCACAUCAGCUAGAUAAUCUUUCUGUUCUGAAAGAGUUGAAAAUUGAUCGUUGUGAUUCUCUCGAGUAUUUACCAGAUGGACUCAAAAACCUUAGAUCCCUUGAGACACUCGAGUUACAGGAUUGUAACAGCCUUACAUCCUUACCGGCGACAGGGUUACAAGGCUUGUCUUCCCUGAGAAUAUUGUUGAUACAGAACUGUAAGAAACUAAGUUGUUUAUCUGAAGGAGUGAAACACCUGACUGCUCUCCAGGAUUUGACUAUAAAUGGAUGUCCAGAGAUGACGUCAUUGCCGGAAGACAUGCAACAUUUAAAUGCUCUCCAAUGGCUGAGCUUAUAUUGUUGUGCUGGGUUAGUUUCUCUACCGAAUUGGCUAGGAAGCCUCAUGUCGCUGUCGACAUUGGAAAUUGGCAAUUGGCCCAACUUGAUCUCCUUGCCAGAUGGGAUGCAGUCACUCAAAACACUGUAUAUUAAUGAAUGUCCACAUUUGGAGAGGCGAUGCGAGAAAGAGAAAGGAGAGGACUGGCCGAGGAACCUUGGUGCUCAACUAGACUAG